AUGAUGCGAGUCACCUCUACAGGUAGACCAUUCGCAAAGGAUCUAUUCGAUAUAUUUGGAGCAUUUCUUAUCCAGACUCCCCUAAAAGACCAUCGAUCCAUCUUCAGAACAUAUCCCAACAGUAUCACCACAGACGAAGCAGUAUUGACAUUAUCAGACCUCAAAUUUGUCCAUGUAAUACGUACUCCUGACCCAAACGACCCAAAUGUACAGAUAGCUACCCGAACGACGACGACAUUUAGCAUGACACGCGAAAUGGCCAAAACUCUUGGACAACACAUGUUGAACAGUCGAUUAGCAGAAAACGCAGCAGAUCCCCAAAACCGUACAAUGAAAGAUAGGGCCACCUGGUAUGUCACCCCAAAGGGAAAAUACAUGGUCCAGGACUUUAGUCAACGGGCAGGUGUAAGCAUUAGCCACAUUCAGAAAUCUCUCGACCGUAUCGACUCCUUUCGCAUCGUCAAGUUUGACCGUCUGAUUGACACCGAUAGUCUAUCGUUUGCCCGUCCCAACAUGACAACGGCGUUUAAAACAAUGAUGGCUUGGUUACCCACCGAGACUUUAUUGGCUGAUGAUGUUGGAGGCCUUAAAGAAAAGCAAGCUCACGAAUACACAUACACAUUCUACGGUUACCAAUGUUUUGAGUGGAUCUGUGAAUACACAACCGUAGUGUCUGGAGAAGAGGGCCUGAUGAUUGCAGCCGAAUUUGUCUUGUACGGAUGGAUUGUCCAGGUUCUAGACAAAUCGGAUAAAUCGAAUAGUAUACGAACCGACAACAAUUCUUUCAAGACAACCAAACGCGCAAUCUACUACGUAACAGAGCGUGGGAGGAAAGUCUUGGGGUGGCAGACAAAACCCACCCGGAGUCCUUCAGACGUAUCGCUUUCAAAGCAAUCAGACAUCGCCUCUAGUUCGUCCUCAUCGGUCACCCAGAGCCAGGUGCUGCGAAAGCAAAUGACACUGGCCAAGAGAUUGGCUCCUACUGCUUCGGAUGUGCCCCUUAGUGAUAGUGCGAGCGGAAAUCUCGGAAAGACGCCCAGAGACUCACAGUGGACUAGACUGAGGCAGAUUCUUGAAGAUCCUCUGUUGCGAAUGUAUUUUCGGGAUUUCAUGAAGGCCAAUUUCUGCGAAGAAAAUAUCAAUUUUUGGGUCGAUUAUUAUAGCCUGCGGAAGAAGGCCCGAUCGCGUAGAAUGAUUAUCAGUGAACUUCUCACAGACUGCUACACAAUCUACGACACCUAUCUUGGUAUGCAGGCUGCCUCGGAAGUAAAUAUUGAUCAUGGUCUUCGCCAAGAAAUCAUCACCCUUGUUACAAGGACGUUCACAGUUGCACCUGGCUCAUCUCUAGAUAUGCCAUUCCUCAAUAUACCUAUCCAACCCACCCUAAUUAAUGUCACUGUCAAUGGUUCAAAUCAACAAUGCCUCCAGGUGAUAAUGAGGAUGUAUGACAAAGUUAAUGACCACAUCUGUCGUCUCAUGGCCCAGGAUUCGGUCCCCAGAUUUGUCAAGACUGAGAAAUAUCAACAAUUCAUGUCACAGAACAGUACACCUAUCUAA
Phycomyces blakesleeanus NRRL 1555(-) is the source of this 1557-nucleotide messenger RNA. RefSeq lists its product as hypothetical. The record is from RefSeq and is a predicted model, not a curated record. Bases 1 to 1557 code for a protein of 518 amino acids. NCBI's taxonomy places the organism in Eukaryota, Fungi, Mucoromycota, Mucoromycetes, Mucorales, Phycomycetaceae. Gene Ontology annotation, biological process: intracellular signal transduction. The transcript is spliced from 4 exons.